AUGAAGUUUGCUGCUCAUACAAACCAAAUAACACUAACCAGGAACUAUUUAAGCUCCAUUACGCAUGUGGAUGGUCAAGGAAGUUUUCUCAAAAUGCCCCUGCGGAGCGAUCAAACCGAGGACUUCCGUUCAAUAACUGUCAAAAAAAAUCCAGAUCUUUUUCUCUCUUUGCCUGCAAAGGCACAGGAUAAAUUAAAACAGCGACCUGAUUAUAUUGUCAUUUCCGAGCAGCUUAAGGAUCUAGUUUCCAAGACGGAUGCUCAAAGCAGAAAAGACAAAAGCCGACUUAUCUCACGCAGACGCAAGCUUGAAAAAGCGGAGCUGGACAAAGCUCGCAGUUCCCAAUCCCGGGUGCACCCAAAAGAUCGCGAAGAGCUAGAGAGGCAUCAUGUAGACCAGGACCGCUCCCGGUUUGGGCGCCUGAGACACAUGAUGCUGGAGCGCAGACGUCUCUCCAACGCACUAUUUCAGGUGGCUGAUCUAAGGAGCGAGAUUGGAAUUUCGGCCAUAAAAGAUCUUUAUAGUCUUUUAAAGAACGAUUGCCAAAUUGCGUAUCAGCCAUCUCUGCGGCCAAUUAAUGGCAAAUGCCCCAGGAAGGAAUACAACGUCGAAAUCGACUCCUAUCCCUCUCCAAAGGCUGGUUGCCGGUUAAAAACUGAAAAGGAUCCAUUCAUAAGGGAUUAUGCGGCGCCAAAUCCUCACCAGCCAAAGCGUCGUCGAAUUCGUGAAAUCAGCACCGAUGUAAUUAAGGAAAACCCUUUUAAAACUCAGUCUGAAACGAUUUGCACCACGCCGUCUACUCUUAACAUUCUUUCAACAAAUUACGAUUCUUUUAAUGCGAGCACCCCUGUGCCCCCAAUUUCCGAAGAUAAUUCACACUACGCGGGUACUCGUCAAACAACAAUAAUACAUCGCACCUCGAUCCUUCUUCAAACUCUAAGAUCUGCGAACCUGUCAAGAUUCUCGGAUUCGCUGUAG
This is a messenger RNA of Pyricularia grisea, 978 nucleotides long. RefSeq lists its product as uncharacterized. NCBI's taxonomy places the organism in Eukaryota, Fungi, Ascomycota, Sordariomycetes, Magnaporthales, Pyriculariaceae. The transcript has 3 exons. The record is from RefSeq and is a predicted model, not a curated record. Bases 1 to 978 code for a protein of 325 amino acids.